Dromiciops gliroides (monito del monte) is the source of this 1152-nucleotide messenger RNA. RefSeq names its product CKLF like MARVEL transmembrane domain containing 8 (gene CMTM8). Bases 150 to 965 code for a protein of 271 amino acids. The record is from RefSeq and is a predicted model, not a curated record. Gene Ontology annotation, cellular component: membrane. The transcript is spliced from 5 exons. NCBI's taxonomy places the organism in Eukaryota, Metazoa, Chordata, Mammalia, Microbiotheria, Microbiotheriidae. Gene Ontology annotation, molecular function: structural constituent of myelin sheath. Gene Ontology annotation, biological process: myelination.
GCUGCUGCUGCUGCUCUUCCUCCCCGGCCGCAGCCUCCCUCCAGGCCCCUGGUGCGGGUCCCUGGGGCGCUGGGCCGCGCGCCCGCCCUCCCCGUGCGCAGAGCCAGGGGCGGCCGAGGCCAGGGCUGGGGGCGCCGGACGCCCUGAAGAUGGAGGAGCCUCAGCGCUCCCGCUCGCACACGGUCACCACCACCGCCAGCUCCUUCACCGAAAACUUCUCCACCAGCAGCAGCAGCUUCGCCUACGACAAGGAGUUCCUGCGCACCCUGCCCGGGAUCCUCAUCGUGGCCGAGAUCGUUUUUGGUCUGCUUGUGUGGACACUGAUUGCUGGAACAGAGUAUUUCCGGGUCCCUGCCUUUGGUUGGGUGAUGUUCGUUGCAGUAUUUUAUUGGGUCCUCACAGUCUUCUUCUUAAUCAUCUACAUGACCAUGACCUACACCCGGAUUCCCCAGGUGCCAUGGACCACAGUGGGCCUCUGCUUUAAUGGAAGUGCCUUUGUUUUAUACCUCAUCGCGGCCAUCGUAGAUGCCUCCUCGGUGACCAAAGAGAGGGACAGCCACAAUUACAACAGCUGGGCCGCCUCAUCGCAUUUAUUAGGUGACUGCUGUCUACAAGGAGAGAGAGAGUGUGGUAGAGUGGAUAGAGAGAUGGCCUCAGAGUCAGGAAGCCAUCUGACAUCCUGGCUGAGUGACCUCUUAGUACCCCCAGGCUGCACAAAAGUUAUAAGCUACAGACAAGUUCUUUGCCUUUGUGGUCACAAUCUGCUAUGCUGGGAACACGUAUUUCAGCUUUCUGUCAUGGAGAUCCAGGACCGUUCAGUGAUGGCCAUUUCGACAAUGACAUUAAUGGAAAGAACGUUGUGUAAACGCCGCAUGGGUGGGCUGUACAUUUCCAGAGAACUGUGUUUUGGGCAUGUUUUUGUACACUUAAGUUCCAUUGUGGUCACUAUGGUGAGUUGCAAGUAAAAUGGAUACUUGUUUACAAAACACUAUAAAUCCUUAGGACAAAACCUUUUCAGUACAUUGUUCCAAACUUCGUAAAUACUAUUUUUCCUAGACAAUAAGUAACAGAGUUUGCUAAUGUUAAGAACGUAUCCAGUUUGUAAACCUAACCUUUGAAAUGCCGACUUUUUUUUGAUUAAAUGUUUGAAAA